Nematostella vectensis (starlet sea anemone) is the source of this 2540-nucleotide messenger RNA. RefSeq lists its product as uncharacterized. The transcript has 9 exons. Lineage: Eukaryota; Metazoa; Cnidaria; Anthozoa; Actiniaria; Edwardsiidae. Gene Ontology annotation, molecular function: calcium ion binding. The record is from RefSeq and is a predicted model, not a curated record. Bases 507 to 2270 code for a protein of 587 amino acids.
UUGCUGCGAUAAACAGCCUGAAUGUUCUACAAGGUACGGCGACGUUACGUAUACAGAUAAUUUUACGAAUGCUAGCAAAUAAACGGAACGAGAUACUUACAAAUGAUGUGAACUCUUUCAGACCGGUGAACUAUGCUAAAAGCGACUUAAUUUACAUUGAUUUAUACUAAGAAUGUGUGAACGCAAAAUAAACAAAUGAAAAUAAGCAAAGAGAAAAAAUGCUAUUGUUAUUAAAUGCUGCGGAAUGUCGCAGUAAUAGCGGAUAUUGUUCAUUUGCCCAGUCAAAUUGCAGCUUGUAAGAGCUGCGUAUUAAACCAAUUCGAAAUCUCAUGAAAGCCGCAAAUAAAUACAUAAACAUAAGCUCCUCCCAUAGAAGGAUUGUAUCGCUUUGUGAACACAUCACCAAUAUGUCACCCCAGUUAUGCAUGCCCUAGUCUCAGUCAGCCAGCACUAGUUUCAGUUAAGCGCUAGGUACAAAGUGGUAAAAGUGUGUUUAAACUUCAAACAUGGCACCACCAUUCCAAAGACAGCUUCGAAAGGCUCGCCAAGCAUUGCAAGAGACAAACAAAGAGCGAGAAACUCUGAGAAAUCUGGAUAUUUUCGUGCUUGAUAACACUUUGCGGGAGACCACAGUUGGUCAACUUCGCGGCCAUACAAUGGAUAACAAGUGGGCCAUCUAUGACCAGGUAAAGAAAAUCGGCUUCGAACACAUGAUUGUAGCUUCGUUUAACCACAUGACGAGGUUGGGUGACACAUUCAUCAAACAACUCCACGAGAGAGGCGAGGAUAUGACUCUCAAAUAUGCCUUCACCGAGUUCCUGGAAAAGAUAGAUGAGAAUCGAGUGCCCAUUGCUGACCUCAUCCCUGUCGGGAUGAGAAAGAUGAAAGAGUUAGGAAUAGGGAAUGCCAUUAUCGAGAUGGACUUGGUCUACAAUGGGAUUGACUACAAAAAGUUCACGAUAAAUAAGAUUUGCGACCUGCUGCUUGAACGCAGUUGGGCAUUCCGGUGGAUUCGUGCGAAUCUAAACUCCAAAGAUCCGAAAAUCUUUGUCAACCUAAGAGACUUCUAUGACGCGAUCAAUAAAAGGCCCAGGCGAAUCUUGAAGGUUGUGAAUUAUUUGUCGACACUUCCACCUGAAGAUCGUCCUUUUGGUAUCGUUUACGAAGAAUCAGGAAAAAACUUCCCGGAGACCGUCGGAGUGUGGACCCGUGUGAUACGGGACGAGAUGGACCGGUGCGGGUUCCAGGACGGACACCUCCUAGUGCACGUGCACGAGCAGUGGGGAAUGCAGGAUGUGACUCAGCUUAGAUGCCUUGCUAACGGAGCGAACGGGAUCUGGGCGGGACUUAGUAAAGAGGGGGCCUCUAUGGGUCACGCAUGCUCUAGCGUGACACUGAUGAACCUUGUGCGCAUGGGCAAUAAGAAGGUGCUGAAAAAGUUAAACUGCGAGGAGUUGCGCAACGCCGCCAUUGCUGUUACCCGGAUUGUAACAGGACAGGACCCAGACCCUCUUCAGCCGAUCUAUGGUGGUCGUGCUCUGGACAUGGUGUUCGGUAUGGACCAGUUCACGCCCGACAGCAAGGAGUUUAGCAUGGCGGCUUUCUUUGGCGAGGAGCCAGUUAUGCGUAUAACCACUCUGGCCUCGGGCGCAAUGAUCGCCCUACGACUCAAGCGACUUUUUGGGGAAGACCCGCAAUUCACCGAGGGACAAGGCGAGCGAAUGAAGGAGGUGAUGCUGAAAGAUCUCCAUGCCAACAUAAAGGAGGAAUACCACAGUGCCCCUGGACUUGCCAUGCUGUUUGAUCGCUCUGGCGGAAAGCUCACGCCCAAGAUGAGUGAAGUGAUUGCUAACGCUGAGAUCAAGGACGUGCAUAUCAAAGAGCUUAUCAAUGAGAUCCGCGCCAUGUGGGACGAGUGGGACCUGCGCGAGGGCGGCGAGCGUGACGACUGUCUCGAGUUUGACUCGUUUUAUAGCGGCUUUAUGGCGCCAUACUUCGGAUGCUACCGGUGCGACGAGACCAAGAUGGCACUCAAAUGCAUCGACAUGGACAAGGACGACAAGGUGGACUGGAACGAGUUCGUGACUUAUCUCAAGUGGGCUGGGCACCAGUACCCGCAGGUUGAGAAUGCAGAACAGCUACUGUCAACUGCGUUCCGUAAAGGUCUCAUCCCAGCCAUGCAGGACGAGGUCAUAAAGCAGAAACUCAAUGACUUACCGAAGCUCGAAGGGGGAGAAAUGGAUGACGACGACGACGACAUCUAUGACUAACAGGAUCGAUAAUAGUUCGGUAGACCUCUAUGGUGUACUAGAUAAAUGCUAAUCGGUAUGUAUCUUUGCCAAUAGCAGAUUUGCGAUAGCUUGGUUAAUUAAUAGAAGGGAAUUCAAACCACAGCCGCCUUGUGAAUUACCCUAAAAUAAAAAAAAAAUGCUGCUCUAAUGCUGAUAAAGUGUUUUGAUAUGUUGGGUGUAAAAGGAGACUUGUAUGGGGUGUAUAUUGACAAAAAAGGGCGUAAAUAAAAAUAAACACAGGGUUAGAAA